UAGACGAAACCCUAAUCAAAGAGUUUCUUUUCAUCUUGAGUAGCUGCUAUCUAUCUUCGGCGCUGAAAUAACCCGCCGUUGAAGAUGAAGUUCAACAUCGCAAAUCCAACCACUGGCUGCCAGAAAAAGCUCGAAAUUGACGAUGACCAGAAACUCCGUGCGUUCUAUGAUAAGAGGAUCUCACAGGAGGUCAGUGGAGAUGCUCUUGGAGAGGAGUUCAAGGGAUAUGUGUUCAAGAUCAAGGGGGGUUGUGACAAGCAGGGUUUCCCAAUGAAGCAAGGAGUGUUGACUCCUGGCCGUGUCAGUCUGUUACUCCACCGAGGAACAUCAUGCUUCAGGGGAUAUGGUAGGCGCAACGGUGAGAGGAGAAGAAAGUCUGUUCGUGGAUGCAUUGUUAGCCAAGACCUUUCUGUUCUGAAUCUUGUUAUUGUGAAGAAAGGUGAUAAUGAUCUUCCCGGGCUGACAGAUAUUGAGAAACCCAGAAUGAGGGGACCAAAGAGGGCUUCGAAAAUUCGCAAGCUUUUCAACCUCUCAAAGGAAGAUGAUGUUCGUAAGUAUGUGAAUACUUAUCGAAGAACAUUCACAAAUAAGAAGGGUAAGAAAGUAAGCAAGGCUCCUAAGAUUCAGAGGUUGGUGACUCCAUUGACUUUGCAGAGAAAGAGAGCUAGAAUUGCUGACAAGAAGAAGAGAAUUGUUAAGGCUAAAUCUGAAGCAGCUGAUUAUCAGAAGCUUUUGGCUAGCAGGUUGAAGGAACAGAGAGAAAAGCGUAGCGAGAGUAUUGCUAAGAAGAGAUCUAGACUGUCGACUGCAUCUAAGCCUUCGGUUGUUCUUGCUUAGAUGAUCGAAAUUGCAGGUUUUUGGUUUUUAAGAUGGACAUGAUCUUGCUUUAUUUCUUGUGUUUUUUUUGUUUCAUGUGUUGUUUUCUUGGGUUGUUCUUAAACAAUUAAAACUUUUUUUGUGUUGACUUGUAUUUUGUUGAUUGAACCUGAUGAUUUAUGAACUUAUUAGCCAAAAACUUAUAAUA
This is a messenger RNA of Impatiens glandulifera, 1024 nucleotides long. Its product is annotated as 40S ribosomal protein S6-like. Lineage: Eukaryota; Viridiplantae; Streptophyta; Magnoliopsida; Ericales; Balsaminaceae. Gene Ontology annotation, biological process: translation. The record is from RefSeq and is a predicted model, not a curated record. The transcript is spliced from 5 exons. Gene Ontology annotation, molecular function: structural constituent of ribosome. The coding region runs from base 85 to 837 and encodes 250 amino acids. Gene Ontology annotation, cellular component: ribosome.